AUGGACGUAACAUACUCACCAUCAGAUGUCGUUUGGCAGAAAGAUGUUCACUGGUGGAAUGGAAGCACGUGGCUGAAUAACACGUUGAAGAACGUCACAAAACACAAGACAAGGGAUGAAGAGUUGGCCAAAAUAGAAAUUGCGGUACUGGCAAUUAUUUUGGUGCUGGCAAUUUUCGGCAAUACUUGUGUCCUCUUAGCUCUGAGCAGAAAACGAACGAAUGUGUCUCGGAUGCAUAUAUUCAUUAUGCACCUCAGCAUUGCGGACCUACUGGUCGCCAUCUUUAACGUCUUGCCUCAGAUGCUUAAUGAUAUCACAUUCCGAUUUCAAGGAAACGACUCUUUGUGUCGAUUUGUAAAGUACAUGCAAGUCGUAGUAAUAUAUCUCUCUACAUAUGUGUUAGUCAUGACGGCAGUGGAUCGCUACAGGGCAAUCUGCUUCCCGUUGUCGAACCACUCAUGGACUGCUAGGCGAGUGCACUUGAUGGUUGUUGGAGCUUAUUUUAUUGCUUUCACUCUGAGUACGCCGCAAUUAUUCUUGUUCCACUAUGGACGUACAGUUACCGGCGAAAUGGAUUGCUUGGCAAACUUCGACCCCUUUUGGUUGGUUAACGUUUACGUCACGUGGUUUACGGCAGCCGUGUACAUCGUUCCUUUACUCAUUUUGACGUUUGCAUAUGGCUCAAUUUGCUACACGGUAUGGUUGCGCUCCAGACAACAAAAGUCCGCCAGCCACCCUGCCAAAGUCAUCCACGAGGUACAGUACAAAAGUACGGCAAGCACGUUGAAUUCUGCUGCUGAAAUUUCCAACCGUGUCCACAGGAAAGAUGUCCAUCCCAGAAGCCAUUCAUGCAGGGGAUUCUCACGUGCGAAAAUCAAAACAAUCAAGUUGACUUUCGUUGUCAUUUUGGCCUACGUUAUCUGCUGGUCGCCGUUUUUCAUUUCUCAGUUAUGGUGGCUGUACGACGAAUCCGUCGCUGAAAAGCAGUACGCCGUCAUCAUGAUGCUGCUGGCAAGUCUUAACAGUUGUUGUAACCCAUGGAUAUACCUGGCAUUCAGUGGAAAUCUUCUCUAUCAUAUCAUACCUUGUAAAUCCUUAAAACCACAACGGAAAUCGACCCAGUUCACCACGCAGCCAACGGGACAAUCCAAAUCCAGGAAAGACGGUGAUUCCAUUGAAAUGCCAAUUCUGGAGGGCCGGGGAUCGCUCACGGGGCAGUCUAGUCGAUUCACUCGCUUAACGUCUUUAAAAUGGGAAGUGAAUUCCAUCGAAUCUUCUUCCCCGAAAAAGAGUCCCUCUCCUCGAAGUUCUUCUCUAAAGAGCCUCGUGUCUCCGCAUGUGAACCGAAAGUUCCAAGUGAGGGAGUUGAACGCCGACAGGGAAGCCACAUCGGGGAUGAUGAUAUCCGAGAACACGGCAGUUUUACCCAUGAGAAACGGACAAAAACAAUGUUUGCUUGGGGAAACGGAUUCUUUAGAAUCUGUGCAUUCUGCUGCCGUUUAA
Messenger RNA from Liolophura sinensis, 1503 nucleotides. RefSeq names its product cephalotocin receptor 2-like. Bases 1 to 1503 code for a protein of 500 amino acids. The transcript has 2 exons. Gene Ontology annotation, biological process: cellular response to hormone stimulus; G protein-coupled receptor signaling pathway. Gene Ontology annotation, cellular component: plasma membrane. NCBI's taxonomy places the organism in Eukaryota, Metazoa, Mollusca, Polyplacophora, Chitonida, Chitonidae. Gene Ontology annotation, molecular function: peptide binding; vasopressin receptor activity. The record is from RefSeq and is a predicted model, not a curated record.